AUGCCCGUCCGCAACAUGUCUAACUCACUUCACCACGAAUGCAUGCCAUUCGCGCGACAGCCACUCAAGGCCAUUUAUGUAUCCCAGCGGCUGCUCACCACUCUCCUUCUGGUGCCGGUGUGGGUUUUUCAUUAUGCACUUCUGCCCCGGAAGUUUCGUCCGCGGACAUCUUGGUCACUCAGGCAGAUUGUAACCGUCAAUUUCUAUCGACGGAUAUUCAAGGUGACGGAGCUGGCGGGCGUCGAGUGGGGCACGCGGGAACCAGACGAAGCGUGUGACAAUAGUACGUUGACGGAGACGAGAUUUGAGUGGAUUGACCCGUUGCCGGAGUGCUUGCGGUCAGGGAUCGUAGUAGAUAAGCAGGUGCCGUUUAAGAAAGUCGGAGCAUUUGUAUGGCCGAAGGGUAGUCCUUCAGAAGACCGCCAUGGAUCAAAGGCUGCAUUGGCCAGUGAGUCCAAUGUUGAGGCCAAUGGCGACGACGAACCCGUUAUCGGUAUAUUCCUACACGGCGGUGGGUACUGUCAUAUGUCUGCACAUGAGCAUGCAGGAACAUCAAGGAUACCCCGACGGCUAAUGGAGGACAAGACCUUCUCAAGUAUUUAUUCUGUCGAAUACCGCCUUUUACAACACGCACCCUUCCCGGCUGCUGUCCAAGAUGCGGCAGCAGUAUAUGCUCACAUCGUUCAUCAGCACAAGGGCACCUCCAACUAUGUUUCUAACCCAAAUGGAUCAGAAACUCCGGUUACCCCCAAGAAAGAGAGAAGCGUUUCACACCCCGAGAUGCCCCAGGUGACAGACAUCUUGACUGUAAAUUAUACCACUGAAAUUGCGAAGAACGAGAAGGAGAACAACGAGGUCAAAGCACGAGUGGAAGCCGCUGCCCGCGAGACGCACUGCAAGAUCGUCCUUAUUGGUGACAGUUCGGGUGGCAACCUUGUGCUGGCUCUCGCGCGGUGGAUUAGGGACGAGGGCUUCCUGCCACCGCCCGCUGGGCUCAUACUUCUCUCUCCUUCUUGUGACCCGUCACAUGCUUUCCCCGAGACGCCCUCGUCUUAUGUCCCACGGCCGCACGCCGAUACGGACUACCUCGUCGACACGCCCGAGCCACGUGCGCUGCUGCAGCGCACCUUCCUGGGGCACAACCCGCUCGAGACCAUGCACAGCCCGUACGUGAGCCCUGUGUCGCGGCGCGUGCUGCGCGCAUUCUAUGGUGACGCAUUUGUAGCGAGCGUCGAGGAUCUCACGAUCGGCCGCCUCGACACCGGGUUGCGCGAGACGCUCCGCACGAUGGCGUCGGAGCCUGCCACGCUCGCGGACGAGCUGGAACCCAGCCCGACGUCCCUCGCCCGCCCCGUUAUCGCUUCACCCCGUGGGCUAAGUCUCUUCAGCGAGUUCCCGCGCGUGUGUGUGGUACUCGGUGAUGCGGAACGCCUGGAAAGGGAGGUUAUGAAGCUUGUGGGCGCGAUGGAGCGCGAUGGCGUGGAUGUAUGCACGGUGUGGGUCGAGGAUGGCGUGCAUGAUGUGUUGCAAUUGACGUGGUGGGAUGAGCGGGUGCGGGACAAGGUGUGGGCAUCGGUUGAAGAGUGGGCACGGGAGGUUCGGUAG
Sparassis crispa is the source of this 1605-nucleotide messenger RNA. RefSeq lists its product as hypothetical. Bases 1 to 1605 code for a protein of 534 amino acids. NCBI's taxonomy places the organism in Eukaryota, Fungi, Basidiomycota, Agaricomycetes, Polyporales, Sparassidaceae. Gene Ontology annotation, molecular function: hydrolase activity. The record is from RefSeq and is a predicted model, not a curated record. The transcript has 5 exons.